Molecule: messenger RNA, 1216 nt
Organism: Camellia sinensis
Lineage: Eukaryota; Viridiplantae; Streptophyta; Magnoliopsida; Ericales; Theaceae
Gene: TET6
Product: tetraspanin6
Biological process (GO): auxin-activated signaling pathway
Cellular component (GO): membrane
Source: RefSeq, a predicted model, not a curated record
ACACAAACCCACCUAUUAACUGAAGAAGACAACAAAGGAACAAGAAGAAAAAAAAAAGAAAAAAAAAGAAAAAGAAACACAGAGAGAGAGAGAGAGAGUGGUACUAAAAAUGUAUAGGUUCAGCAACACAGUGAUAGGUUUUUUGAACCUAUUCACCCUCCUAUCCUCAAUACCGAUCAUCGGAGGCGGGCUUUGGAUGGCUAGGAGUAGCACAACAUGCGAAAGCUUCCUCCAAACCCCGUUUCUAGUGAUCGGAUUCGUGAUCCUGAUCAUCUCUCUAGCGGGGUUUAUCGGAGCUUGCUUCAAUGUUGCUUGGGCUCUUUGGGUGUACUUGGUGGUGAUGUUGUUCUUGAUAGGGGCCCUAAUGGCUUUGACUAUUUUCGGGUUUGUUGUGACGAGCCAAGGCGGUGGCGUCGAGGUUCCCGGUAGGGUUUAUAAGGAGUAUUUGCUGAAUAGCUACUCUCCAUGGCUGAGGAAGAGAUUGCAUGAUCCUCAUUAUUGGGAGACUAUUAGGAGUUGUAUUUUGGGGUCUAAGACUUGUGAUAAGAUUGCUUAUUGGACACCUAUUGAUUAUUUGCAAAAAGACAUGUCUCCUAUACAGUCGGGUUGCUGUAAGCCACCGACAUCAUGCAACUAUGUGUUGGCGACGACGGUGGCACAGGACCCCGACUGUUACAGGUGGAACAACGCCCCAAACAUGCUCUGCUACGAGUGCGAUUCCUGCAAAGCUGGAGUCCUCGAAUCUGUCAGAAGAGAUUGGCACAAGCUCUCUGUCCUCAACAUUGUCGUCCUCCUCUUCCUCAUCUCCAUCUACGCCAUCGGCUGCUGUGCUUUCCGCAACACCAAACGCUCCGAGACUGAUUACCCCUACGGUGAAAACCGUAUGUCCAAGGUCAAACCCAGAUGGGACUUCCACUGGUGGAGAUGGUGGAAUGACAGAAAACACUGGCUUUAUUAGGCAAAGCAUUGCAUUCUCUUUUCUUUUCUUUUCUUUUUUUUGGUUUUCUUAUUCCCUCCAAUUCCAAGUUUGUCUUCUUGGUUUCUCAAAAAGAUGGGACAAUUCUGUUGUUUUUCAGUGAAUGUAUGGUCAUGGUGAUGAAGGUUUCAAGGCAUUUCUUUCUUUCUUUCCUUUUCUACAUAAUAACUGCUUUUUUGUACAGAAAAAAAGAUUUGACUUUAUUUCAGAGAUCAACCAUUGCGUCUGGCUUUUACUUUA